Molecule: messenger RNA, 1294 nt
Organism: Girardinichthys multiradiatus
Lineage: Eukaryota; Metazoa; Chordata; Actinopteri; Cyprinodontiformes; Goodeidae
Gene: commd10
Product: COMM domain containing 10
Exons: 8
Coding region: 220-840 (206 amino acids)
Source: RefSeq, a predicted model, not a curated record
CAACCGGAAGCAGGAACAACAACAUCAGCGUGAGGAUGCUGCUACAGCUGUGACAGUUUAACUUUUUAUUUAGAUAAACAAACACAACGAUGACUUCCAUCAUAAAGGAAACACAAAGAGAUCUGGUGGUGGAGACAUUUCUUGUCACUCAUGUGCAUUAUGUUCAGAGUUCUGCUCAACCCCCUACACACCUGAAGGAGAGAAAAUGUCUCCUUACAGAUGGGAACAUCAGUGACCUGCAGUCGGUUAGAAUGUAUUGCUUUAAGUUACAGCAUUAAAGAAGCGGUGAAUUUCAUCAACACAAUUGAUGUGAACAAGUUCUCCAGGCUGCUGUCCCGCAUCAUACAAAAGCUUCACGUGAAGGCGGAACGAACAUUCAGUGAAGAAGAGGAACAAAAGCUCCAAGCUGCUCUGUCAUUGGAAAAACAUGCUCUUAACUUGGUCCUGGAAACAGCUGCCUUUAUUCUGGAGCAGGCAGCGUAUCAUAACAUAAAGCCGGCUGCUCUGCAGCAGCACCUUGAGGAGAUCCAUCUAAACUCAGAUAAAGCUGAGGUGUUUUCUCAAUCCUGGGCCUCUGCUGGACCUGAGCUGGUGGAGAAGCUGAAGCGAAACACCUUUGCCCCUAAGAAGCUGGACUUUGUCAGCUGGCAGCUGAACCUGCAGAUGGCCCAGUCCAGCCAGGCCCGUCUGAAGUCGCCCAGUGCCGUCCUCCAGCUGGGGGUCCGUAAUGAAGAUUCCGAGGUUCAGGAAAACAUCUUGGUUGAAUUUAACCACGAGCAGCUUCUUGAGUUCUACAAUAAGCUUGAAAUUGUGCAGGCCCAGUUGGAUUCCCUGACUUGAUGCCUGGUGCUCUGCGCACAGCCAUGCCCACACAAACAACAUAUUGUUAUUGUUGAUGCUGACAGCUGGGCCAGCUGUCAGAGGCCAAGCAGUUCCAGUACUGCUCUGAUUUAGUACAAAAAAUGUCAAACAUGAGAGAAUAAGUUUCUGUCUGUGUUGGAAGUUUUUUUUUCAGUCUGCUGUCAUUACUGGGAGUUCAGGGUGACAAAAUUGGUUGUUUUUUUAUUUUUAUAUUUGGAAAUUUAAUUGUACCUAAUCAAUUUUACUUUUUUUUCUACUGCAUGUAGAGAGCGACUUAAUGCUCCAUUGUUCUAAACAUUACCUACAGUGAGAUCUUUCAGAGUAAAAGUGCCAUUUCUCAAUUGUCUUAAACUUUGUAUAGACAGAAAUGUUUCACAUUUAAGAGUGACCUUCAUUUAUUGUUGUUGUAUUAAACUGUGACUUGGAAAUGAAA